Kickxella alabastrina is the source of this 1366-nucleotide messenger RNA. Its product is annotated as PPP4R2-domain-containing protein. The record is from RefSeq and is a predicted model, not a curated record. Gene Ontology annotation, molecular function: protein phosphatase regulator activity. Lineage: Eukaryota; Fungi; Kickxellomycota; Kickxellomycetes; Kickxellales; Kickxellaceae. The transcript has 6 exons. Gene Ontology annotation, cellular component: nucleus; cytoplasm; protein phosphatase 4 complex. The coding region runs from base 230 to 1366 and encodes 378 amino acids. Gene Ontology annotation, biological process: protein dephosphorylation.
GUCCAAUUAUUUGCACCAAUCUUGUCGAGCAUUCACGUGAGUGAUUAGCUGCUUCGCCAGAUAUUUUCUCCUUUUGAACCUAUGCGCAGUUGGAAAAAGUGCUAUUUUUUCUCUCGAUUGUUCUCCCCCCGCUAUGCUCUUUUUUCCCUUUCAAGUUUUUCUUUUUAUUCGUUCGCGUCUGUUUCAAGCAACUUCCAACUUUAUACCUAUCAAGUUUACAUCAUUUAGAAUGAGCGCAGCGAGUGCAGAUGCUCAACAAGAACAACAACAGCAGCAACCACAACAGUCGACUGAGACCAGAGACUCAGAAAGGGACGUGGUUUUGGAAAAGAUAGCGCUAAAUGAAAACAACACUAUGCCGUGGCCAGAGCUGCGGACAAUCAUCAGACAAAAGCUAGCGCAGGCGGUUGACACGCUAACACAUCGCCAGGAGAAUAGACAGAACCGCAGCCAGGAUGAGAGUGGGACUGGAAACCAGUUGGAUACAUCUACAGCCGAGGCUCAGUCUUCGCGUAAGCGCACAAGAUCGGAGGACACGGGCAAAACCGGCGACACUCGGCCACCUGGCCAACAGGCCGGCUCCCCCGAAGACAACAGUGAAUCAAUUGACCAAGAUGCAGAAGGCAUUGAAGAAGAAACCAGCGAAUCUCAGCAUAUCGAAGAUCCCGACAGCGUCGACGUCCAGGAUAUCCAUGAUCUUGAAGAACGCAUUAACUACUGUUUGCGCACUUUCGACGAGGCGCCCUUCACGAUCCAGCGCAUUGCUGAGCUGCUGAUGUGGCCCGAAAGGCACUACCGUAAUGUCAUAAAGUUUUUGCGUGCUGUCGAGCGCGUCGUCUACGUGACAUCCACCGUGGAGGAAUUCCCCACUACCGCACACAUGCAGGAUGAGAACGAUGGUGGUGAGCUCCUUGAGGAUAGUCUAAAUGCGAAUGCGCCACCAUCGGUAUAUUCGUUUGUUGAUACUGCUUCUGUUACUGCGCGGGGCUCGGGUUUGUCAGACGGGAAUGUGCAGACUAGGGCAAGUCCCGGUGACGCAAGUGUGUUAAUGCCGAAAGCGAAUGCGAAUGCGAAUGCGAGCACUGUGCCGCUGGACGCCUCUGAUACGGGCAUUUUACAUAUUCAGCCUACGUCGACGGAUGACACAGAGACAAUGUCAAAAAUUCGCGACAAUGUCGAUGCUGAUGUGCCCGUUUAUAUCGAUGAUCAUGUGGGCGGAUCAAGCAAACUGACUGUGAAACCGGUGUUUCCGGAAAUUGAAUUGGAAUCGACAGUAGAACCGUCCGAGGUUAUGUCUGAAGUUGAUGCUUUGGCGGAGAGCAAAGAUGCAGAUGAGGACCUGAGAGAAUAUUUGAUAUAUGUUUAG